GAGCUGAUAUUACGCAAUUUGUACCCAGCCUGGCCCCAGCUGAUGUGAUGCAAAGUAUUUGAGAAUGAUGGCCACCUGCCGAAAAUUAACGAAACAGUUAAUGAAGGAAUUACUGGAUUCUGUCGAUACGAUUCUUCUAGAUUGUGAUGGAGUUCUUUGGCAUUCUACAACCCCCGUCCCUGGUGCUGUGGAGACGAUCAAUAAACUCAGAUCAAUGGGCAAGCAACCAAUUUUUGUUACAAACAACAGUACGAAAUCAAGGGUUCAGUACCAGGAGAAAUUCACAAAAAUGGGAUUUGUGGUAUCUAAGGAUGAGAUCUUCGGUACAGCAUACUGUGCAGCUCUCUAUCUGAAGUACAAACUCAAUUUCAGCGGCAAGGUUUAUCUGAUGGGGAUGACAGGAUUGGAAGAGGAGAUGAAGGAACAUGGUAUUGAGUUCAUCGGAACAGGGCCAGAUGAUGUGGAAGGUCAAAUUCUAGAACAUCGAGCUGACAGCGUAGUUCUUGACCCAGAUGUCAGUGGUGUUGUAGUAGGGUUCGAUCAGUACUUCAGUUUUAUGAAGCUCCUAAAGGCCGCUUCUUAUCUGAGCAGACCUAACUCAGUCUUUAUAGGAACCAAUGUGGACCAGCAAUUCCCGCUCAGAAACUCAGAUAUUGUCAUGCCUGGCACAGGCUCCCUCGUGCGACCUGUAGAGGUAGCUGCAAACAGGACAGCAACGGUUCUCGGCAAACCUAGCAAAUUUAUGUUCGAUUGCAUCCAAGAAAAAUUUGACGUGAACCCUGACAGGACGGUGAUGAUCGGUGAUCGUCUGAACACAGAUAUCCUCUUAGGAAAGAACUGUGGAUUGAAAACCUUGGCCGUCUUGACUGGAAUCACGAGUGAGGAAGAAAUCCUGGCCUUCCAAGGAAGUGAAAAGAAAGAGGAAAGAGAACUGGUUCCAGACCUUUAUAUCGAGUCAAUAGGGCAUUUUGGCAAGCUUUUGGACUAGGUGUUUGUGUUUAAGUAGAUAUUUUGUAGUACAGUAGAAGCUAUUUAUGAAGACCUCCAAGAGGUGAGAAAAUUGAUCUAUAUAGACAGUUGUUGAAAGAGAGGGGAUCAGUGAAAGAUGGGAGAUCAAAUUGGUACCAAGUAUUUACUCUGUAUAUCGAGUUGGCAUUUAGGCAAGUUUUUGCACUAGGUAUUUGAGUUUAACUAGAUAUUUUGCAGUAGAGUAAGAGCUAUUUAUGAAGUCCUCUAAGAGGUGAGAAAUUUAUCCAAAAAGAAAAUUGGCGAAAGAUGGACAUUGAUUGGUCACAUAUUUAUAUUGAGUCCUUUGUCAAUUUAGCCAAGAUUUUGGACUAGGUGUUUGGGUCUUUUAUAGUAAACUUGAUUUUUGGAUGAGUACAUACGCAAUUUAUUCAAGCUUUUGGACUAUGUUGCUCGUCCAUAGCCUUGGUAAGCUUUUUGAAGUAUAGUAAUAGCAAUUUAUGAAGACUUCUUAAAGAGGUAAAAAAUAUCAUUACAGACAGUCGGUGGAAUCAAAUUUAAACUAUAUUUUUUUUAUGUUGAGUCCAUAGGAAAUUUAGGUAAGCUUUUGGACUAGAUCUUUAAGUCUUGGUAGACUUUUGUAGUACAGUUAUGUGAGAAAAUGUGAUCUUUAUAGACUGUUGAUGAAAGACAAAAGUGAAUUGGUACCAGGAGAGUGGUUCAUAAAUACGAAUCGUCUGACAGGUCAUCAAAUCCGACAACUCUCCUUGAUUUUGAUUGGCUGAGUAGCACAGAUGUCCGACUGAUACCAAGGUACCAGAUUUUUUUCGAUGAUCAAACAGAUUUUGUCUGAUUAAACAGACUUUGUUGGAUAAAGCAUGUGACAAGCCAUUUCACAAAAAUGAUGAAAUGCUUCUUAGAUUUUUAUACCGCGUCUGUCGACAACUCAUGCAAACUCUUGGUCGAGGUAUGGACUUAGUAGAUUUUGAUACAGUAAAACCUAUCUAUAGUGGCCUUGAAAGGGUAAGGAUUGGUUGAAGAGAAAAAAUGUGGGAAAAUUGAUACCAGAUCUAUAUGCAGAGUUUAAAGGCAAUUAUGGUCAAGUUGUUUGAGGUGUAUAUUAUAUAUAUUAUAAACUGGUGAUAGAUGUGAAAGAGGAGAGAGGAUCAUUACUAGAUCUUUUAUUAAUAAUAAUACUAAUAAGGAUAAUAAAAAUCAAGCACUUAAUACAAUUUGUCUAAAGGCUACACAUACUAUUUCUCUGGCUUUAGCAUGGCUACCCUGAUUGGGCACUUGAGUAUUCAGUGAAUUCCUUCCUAGUGGGUACCCAUUUACUACACCAAGGCUCCGUAACACGAAGAUUAGCAAUCAAUCGCUAAAUGGACUGGCCAAUAAUGAUCAAUGUUACAUGCGCAGUUGGUUUAAAAUACUGACCAGGAACCAAUCAGUGUGAUUCUUUCAUACUCGCAAUUCAUCGGAGCCCAGGAUGGAGAGUGACAAAUGUAGAUAAAUGCCUUGCUUAAAUGAGGGGAGAGCUACAGUGGGAUUUGAGCCCUAGACAUUGUAGUUCAAAGUCAAUAAACCAGUCCAGGCAAGAUAAUGGACCUGGUGAAGUGUUAAUGUUCACUCUAUUUGUUGAACUGUGAAAUCUUGUGUCCAGUGACUUUUUCUGGGAAACAAGGAAGGAGUUUUAGUUCUUUCCAAUAUUCAGAGGUACUUAAAAAGAUUGUUAUAGUUAUCAGAAUAAUGAUGAUAAUUUCUUAUUUGAUAUUUUCUUUGGGUUGUAAAACAUAGGUCAGUAUUCUGAAGUCUUGUUUAACUUAGACCAUGGUCUAACUGUGUGCUAAAACUAUGAGAUGCCCCAAAUAUCAAAAAGUUCUGUUUAUACAUUGUAUAUUUCUUAUGUUGACUUUUUGGUUUCCUUUGCUUUCAUGAUGAAGACAAAAUACUUCAGUCAUCAUUCCCAGACCAUUAUGCAUGAUUUGAGUGUUAUGUGAGUUGAUAAAUUGAAGAUGUUCUAAUAAACAUUUAUGCAGCAAUUAUCUACCCAUAGUUCAAUCACAACUUGAAACCAGAGCCCUGUCUAACAAAGAGUUAUGAUUGAUCCAAUUGAUCUCAAGUAUAUGGAAAUCCAUCAGUGUCACAAUUUUUUCCACAGGAAAUUCCACAUGGUCCUUUGUAAACAAAGAGAAGCACACUGAAUUUUGAAGAAAAUGAUGGAUGUAUGAAUAUACAUCAUAUCCAGAAAAUGUUUAGAACAAACAUGCAUAAUACAUGUUGAUAUUGCUGGCUGUCCAUAGUUGUGAUUGAUCGAAUCAAUCACAAAUCUUUAUAAAAUGGGGCCCAGAGUUUAAUAUUUAAACCUGAGUCCAGAAUACAGACCCUUAAGAAUUUAAGAAUUUUGAGGACAGCUGAGAAAAGGCUGUAUUUUAGAAUUAUAGCUAUUGUGGUAACAUCAUAUUUUUGAAAACAGUCCCCUACUUCCUGAACAGAACUCUUUCUGGGAAAAAGAAGGCUGCUACUUAUGUCAUAAUUCUAACAUAAAUUUUAUUUUUAGCUGUCCUAAUUUAUUUAUUAGAAAGUCAAAAAGGGGCCUAAGCUUUCGAUCCUAGCAGAAUCUUUGUCGGAGGCAAAAUGACAAACAUAUAAAGUGGAACAACCAUAAUAUAGACCACAAACAAGCUACAGCAACACUAGAAACAAGGAGACAAAAGGGGCAUUAGUGAGUAGAGAAGACCAAUCAGGUUAGUGAAGGGGAUGAAAGAAAAGGAGUAGGCAGACACAAAGGGAAGUUAGUGUUGGUAAGGCCAGUAAAAGACCUCGAGCCAAGAGGGAUUAAAAUAAUGAGGCAGGCAACAUCAAACAGGAUCUGGAACAAAACAGUGAUAAUGGGAUGAAAAACAAGAGAAUUAGUGAGAGGUGGGUCAAACAGGUUACAAAGAAAGGCUGAAUAAACUGGUGCAUAAGAGUGGGGGGAAAAAAGAAAAAGAAUGGGGAACAACUGAUAAUGUGCAAAAGACAUAUAAGUAUAUAUGAUAAAGCAUUAAACAAACUAAGAGAAGAAGGUAAGUGUAAAUAUGUAUCUAUAAGUGAUAUGUAUAUAAAUAUAUCCAAAAAAGAAAUGUAUAUGAAAAAAUAUAUAAAUACACAAAUGGUGUAACUGAUAUUGUAAUCCGCUAGGUGUGACGGGGAAAAAACAUAAAGACUAUAUAGUAGGAAAAAAAAAAAGAAAAAAAAACCCUGUAUAUGUGAAAAAGAGGAAGCAAAUCGCCUAAAAAAUUUAUUUAUUAUUAUUUUAGAUACAAGGUUAUAUUAGCCCAUGUAUCUAAGCAUUCAUAAAUCAUUGGUCUUAAUCAUUCUUGACCAUGGGUAGUGUAUACAUUUACAUUACACACUCCCUGGGGAGUAUUCCUUUUAGAUUCCUACUAUAUCAAUACCUAAGUGGAAAGCUUUCUUUUUGUAUUCUUAUGAUGUUUAUACUGUUCAGUCCAUUAUUUCUCUUGUGCAAUGGUAAUAGAGAAAUGGUGUGAAAAUGACAGUCAACAAUAGUUCCAUAGUUUUAGUAUAUUUCAUUCAUCGACAUUUCAUUUAUAACCCAUUUCAUCUAUCAACCAUUUGGUCCACUCAUCACUUUGUCUAAUCACCAGUUCGUCCAUGACCAGCAUUUCGUCUCAUAAUCAGUUGGUCUAAUAUCCGUUUGAUUUUCGUUCAUUUCACCCAAUAAACACUUAGACCAAAUGGUUAUUAGAUGAAAUGGCAAUUAGACCCUGUGGAUAGUGGACCAACUGAUGGUAGACGAGUUGUUGAUUGGACGAAUUGGCAUUAGACCAAUUGAAAAUAAACCAAUAGAUCAUAGUUCCCAAAACCCCAAAGCAACUUCCUUAGACCCCCAUCUCAGGGAUUUAUAAGGCACCCCCCCCCUAUCUGUAUCAAAAUAUGACUUGGGUGCCCCCCCC
Molecule: messenger RNA, 4922 nt
Organism: Lytechinus pictus (painted urchin)
Lineage: Eukaryota; Metazoa; Echinodermata; Echinoidea; Temnopleuroida; Toxopneustidae
Product: glycerol-3-phosphate phosphatase-like
Exons: 8
Coding region: 65-988 (307 amino acids)
Molecular function (GO): phosphatase activity
Source: RefSeq, a predicted model, not a curated record